Molecule: messenger RNA, 4005 nt
Organism: Esox lucius (northern pike)
Lineage: Eukaryota; Metazoa; Chordata; Actinopteri; Esociformes; Esocidae
Gene: trpa1b
Product: transient receptor potential cation channel, subfamily A, member 1b
Exons: 28
Coding region: 135-3527 (1130 amino acids)
Biological process (GO): transmembrane transport; monoatomic ion transport
Cellular component (GO): membrane
Molecular function (GO): protein binding; monoatomic ion channel activity
Source: RefSeq, a predicted model, not a curated record
CUGAGACCGGAGACAGACAGAGGCAGACAGCAUCCAGACAUCAAAACCGAGUCAAACACAGUGAUUGUCUCGGCUACUGGAUCGUGAAACCUCUGAAACAGAAACCUACCAGAUCAACCUAGAAAGGAUCUGCCAUGAAUCUCACCAAGGAAGGUUCCAGGCACAUCCGGUCCUACAGGUGUGUAAUUGAUGACGAUGCAACCAGAUCUCAGAAACUCACUUCAAACACUGACAUCGGACUGGAGUCCAUAAACCUCUUUGAGUGGGCUGAGAAGGGAGAUGUAUCUCAGAUGGAGUGGGGGGUGGAGACCAAUCCGAUGGUGCUGAGGACACGGGAUGAAAACGGAGCCUCUCUGCUGCACCACGCUGCCGGAGCAGGAAACUCCCCCGUUAUCAGAUUCAUCCACAGCAGUACUGACGGAGAUGAGCUGAAUGUGUAUGAUGAGGAGGGCCAUGUGCCACUACACUGGGCAGUGGAGAGGAACCAAGCAGAGAGCUGCAGGCUGCUACUGGAGCUGGGCACCGACCCGAAUGUCCUCAACAAGGCCCUGAUGUCUCCGCUGCACCUGGCUGUCAGCCACCGACACAACCACCUGGUGGAGCUCCUGUUGUCCCACUAUAAAACGGACUCUAAUUUGAAGGGUGACCUAGGGAACACACCGAUCAUGUUGGCCUGUUCCAUCAACAACACGGACGCUCUGUCCACCCUGCUAAAUCACGGAGCACGGCUCUGCAUUCAGAAUAAGCUGGGCCACUUUGCCAUCCACACAGCCGCGUUCGCAGGUGCUAAGAAAGCCAUGGACGUCAUCCUCAAAGCUGGCGAAGAGAUGGGUCAUUCCAUAGAAGAACACAUUAACUUCCUGGAUAAGUCCAGCAGCAGUCCUCUGCACCUGGCAGUCAGAGGAGGCAACAUGGAUGUCAUUAAGUUCUGCGUCGACAAAGGAGCCAAGAUUGACCAACAACAGGUGGACCGGUCGACUGCGCUGCAUUUUGCCUGUACUCAGGGAGCCACAGAGGCUGUUAAACUGAUGCUGUCUACCUAUAGCAGAGUGGACAGCAUCAUCAACCUGCCUGACGGAGCCUGCCAGACUCCUCUACACAGGUCGACCAUAUUUGACCACACAGAGUUGGCGGAGUAUCUCAUUGGGAAGGGUGCAGACAUUGACUACAUAGAUCGCAAGGGGCUUUCCCCUCUGCUGUUGGCGACUAACUGUGGGGCUUGGAGAACUGUGAGCCUGCUGCUCUCCAAAGGUGCCAACAUGAACAUAAAGGACAAAUCAGGACGCAACUUCCUGCACAUGACCAUCCUGCAGCCCAAAGGCCUUAGGAAUCUUCCAGAAGACGUCUUACAGCUCAGCAGUGUGAAACAGCUGUUGAGCAGUGAAGACAGCGAGGGCUGCACCCCACUCCACUACGCCUGCCGCCUGGGCAUCCACGAGUCCGUCAGGAACAUCCUGGGCCUGCACGUCUCUCUGGAGGUCAAGGCCAAGGACAAGAAGUCCGGCCUGCACUUUGCAGCACAGUAUGGUCGCAUCAACACCUGCAAGCGUCUGCUAGAGAACAUCACAGACUCACGUCUGGUGAACGAGGGGGACGAAAGAGGCCUGACGCCCCUACACCUGGCGUCUGGAGGGGGACACACCCAAGUGGUGGAGAUGCUUCUUCGCAAAGGGGCCCUCUUUCACAGCGACUACAGAGGGUGGACCUGCCUUCAUCAUGCCGCGGCAGAGGGAUUCACUCAGACCAUGAACAUUGUCUUGGCGGCCAACAUCAGCCUGCUGGAUCAGAAGGACGAGGAUGGGUGCACCGCUCUUCAUGUGGCUGCCCGGGAGGGCCACGUAGCGGCCGUCAAGUUGCUGCUGCAGAGAGGGGCCGAGAUCGACAUGAACAAAAACAAGGCCUCCUUCUUCCACGAGGCUCUGCAACACGGGAGGAGCGACGUGAUCAACACCAUCAUUGACAGCGACAGAUGUAGUGAGACGCUGAUGGCGUUCAGUUGUGAAGCUGGCCAACGAGCUCCAGUGCUGGACCUGAUUGACCUGCUCCCACAAUGUUACAAGCACCUACUGGACCGCUGUAUCAGAGAGUCGGAUGAUGACACCAAAAGUCUGGACUACCAUAUUGAGUACAAUUUCCAGUGGCUUCAGGCACCAAUUAUACUAAAGAAACAAGCAGAAAUUAACAAAAGCCUGAAGGUUCAACCUUUGGCAGCAUUAAAUGCGAUGGUGAACUACCACCGAAUCGAGCUACUGACCCACCCCGUCUGCCAGAAGUACCUGGAGAUGAAGUGGGUUGCGUAUGGGAGCGCUGCUCACCUCCUGAACCUCUUUAUCUAUCUGUUGGGCCUCCUGCCCCUGACCCACCUCAUAGUGAGCCUCCGACCCAGCGUGAACUACACCAGCCCGGACAACACAACCCAUGUCCGCAUGGUGCCCAUCUCCUUCAGAGAACAAGACUCAUUCCUGUCCAGCUGCAUGUUCAUGGUUCUCAUCAUGAACAUCUACUCCAUGGGAAAGGAAAUAAUGCAGAUGUUCUACCAGCAGCGUCGGAAUUACUUCAAGGACCUCUCUAACAUGCAAGACUGGUUUUCAAUUAUCUUCUCUCUCCUCUUCGUCAUCCCCAUGUUCUUCUGCACACCGAGGUCCUGGCACUGGGAGGCUGGUGCGUUGGCCAUCAUCAUGUCAUGGAUUAAUUUCCUCCUUUACCUGCAAAGGUUUGAGCACUUUGGGAUAUACGUGGUGAUGUUCCAGGAGAUUGCGAGAACGUUGUUUAAAAUCCUACUGGUGUUCUUCUUCCUGCUGCUGGCUUUUGCCUUGGUCUUUUAUGCCGUCAUGUUGAACCAGAGAGCAUUUCGACGGCUGGACCUGUCCUUGAUCCAGGUCUUUGUGAUGAUGGUCGGAGAACUGAAUUACCAAAGCAACAUUCUGGAUAUGUACCUUGAUAAUAAGCUUCCAUUCCCGUUCAUCACCUUCUAUAUGUUUUUGGUUUUUGUCAUCAUCAUGCCGAUCCUGUUGAUGAACAUGAUGAUUGGUUUGGCGGUCGGAGACAUCGCCGAGGUACAGAGAAGUGCAGCUCUGAAGAGAAUGGCCAUGCAGAUUGAGCUCCACACCAACCUGGAGGAGAAAAUGCCCUACUGGUUAUUGAAGCGAGUGGACCGGCCCUCCAUAACCAUCCACCCCAACCGCAGAUGUUCCAGCGACUCUGUCCGUCUGUCAGUGCUGCACUUCUUUAAUCCGGGAGAGGCCAACGAAGUGCGUUCUCGCCUAAUGAACAACACGUCCUGCUCAACCGCUCUGGAGGCUGAACUACUGAAACAAAAGUACAGGCUGAAGGAGAUAUAUGGUGUGCUGGAGAAGCAGCACAACCUCAUGAAGCUGAUGAUUCAAAAGAUGGAGAUAACCUCGGAGGCAGAUGAACAUGAUGGACCCAUAGAGGUCAAAGGUCACACAGGGAUAUCGAAGUGGGGUCGUGCCAAUGUCUCCAAGUGGGUCCCAUUAAUGAAGGCCAUCGAGCACAAGAAAGUUUGAAUGACGGUGCCUCCAAAAGGCCCUUCCUGACCACAGUUUCCCAUCCUGGUCGUUGAUUUACGCUGGUCAAGUCACUGUCUUACUACCGUAGAUUUACCUAGCAGAUGGUCGACUCCAGAUAUACAGUAAUUAACUGUACAAUACUAUGAUAAGCAUUAAUGACUUAGUAAGCAUAACCUAUUCAAUCUGCCGAUCCGAUUUGUUUCAUUUCAAUGAUAAUAAUUGUGAUUAUUCUGUAAUUCUUAUGUCAUUGUCUAUGUUGUCUUUCACUGUAUCCCACACUCUGCUCGUCACUCUUUUCUCCCUCCCUCACUCCUUCCCUCACUCCCUCACUCCCUCCCUCACUCCCUCGCUUCGCCUCUCACUCGUUCAAUGUUCCCUUGAGCAAGACACAAAACCCUAAAAGCACUUCUGCUACAUGACUUACAGGCAUGGUCGUAUUUUGCAUGGAACUAAUAAAGAACGUAUUGUAUUGAUA